AUGCGCAGCGGCCCACAUGUGUCGUACGAGCGGGAGCUGGUUGAGAGCUACGAGGGGCAGCACAUCGACAUGGACUAUCUCUACCCACUUCUGUCCUCUACUCCAACGUCGUCAGCCGCGGCAACGGCGGCGACGGCCCCGGUCUCCGGGAUUGCUGGUCCUGCUAAGGGCCGCUCGCCACAAGCGAAGGGUCUCAUGUUCAUUGUGCCGGGGCUGCUGAACGCUUCGACGACGAACUACGUGCGUCACUUUGCCACCAAGUGCGUGGAGGCCAGCUUUGCAGUGUGUGUGCUCAACAGCCGUGGCAUGGGCACAACUCCGCUGGAGGUGCCGCAGCUCUUCAGCGCCACUUUUACCGAAGACAUUCGCCACUGCCUGCACCACUACUCUAGCAGAAACAGGUCCAGGAGCGCCUCGGGCACCCCGCAGCCCGUCCCCCUCAUCGCGGUCGGCUUCUCGCGCGGCGGCGUAACGUUAAUCAAAGCACCUCGGCGAGCAGGGAUGUCAGCCGCAGAAAAAGAGCGACGGUCGAGCCUACCGGCGAACAGCGUGGCGCCGGACACACCCCUCCCUCCCUCCCUCUCUCUGUGUGUGUGCGCCUUUGUGACAGUGACGCCCCCGUACGACCUGAUCGAAGCCGACCGCAUGUCGGCGACACCGCUGUACCGGCGACUCUACGAGAAGGCGUUUGCCACCGGGCUGCAAAAGCACGUGAAACACAAUCGCAAAAUGCUGGCGAAGUUACCGGGCGUGGACAGAAGGCUUCUUUUCGAGGGCCCGAACCUGGCGAUCGAUCACAUCUCCUCCAUUCGAGCCUUCGACACCUACAUCAGCGCCAGCCACAACGGCUUUAACAGUCCGCAGGCGUACUACGUCGCGGCACAGCCGUUAGUCUGGCUGCCACGCUGCCGUACGCCGAUCCUCUGCAUUGGGAAUCGAAACGACUUCGUGGCCGGUGACUUUGUCCCGGAUGCAUCGUGGCGCGCGCUGGUCGACAAACACCCGUACACUGUGUACGUGUGCUACCCCGUUGGCGGUCAUCUCGGCUUCCUUGGUACCCCGGCCGCAGAGUGGCGCGGUGACGCGUCCGAGGCCGAGCGCCUCGUGCUGCGUGCCGCCACAAAUUUCUGUGAAACGACGCCGUGA
Molecule: messenger RNA, 1146 nt
Organism: Leishmania braziliensis MHOM/BR/75/M2904
Lineage: Eukaryota; Euglenozoa; Kinetoplastea; Trypanosomatida; Trypanosomatidae
Source: the annotation of a RefSeq genome assembly